Molecule: messenger RNA, 411 nt
Organism: Triticum turgidum subsp. durum (durum wheat)
Lineage: Eukaryota; Viridiplantae; Streptophyta; Magnoliopsida; Poales; Poaceae
Source: the annotation of a GenBank genome assembly
AUGAAAAGGAAUGCUUGGGGGGAAAUUGAAAUGCCACCUGGCAUGCCAAACAACUAUGGCGGUGCUUCCAUUGGGCAGUCACAGGGACGCCUGCAUGUUUGGGAACAGAAUCAAGAUGGUUGCCAACUCUCUAUUUGGGUUCUUGAGAAUUAUGAUAGUGGACAGUGGACCCUAAAGUGUACCAUUAACUGCUUUGAACUGUUUGGAAGGGAUUGUUGCAAAAACGAUGAGUACUACUCGAUGUUUGCAAUUCAUCCAGAAUGUGAUUUGAUUUUCCUUACUGACAAUAAGAAGGCAUUGUCAUAUGAUAUGGAUAAUCAGGAAGUGCAUGCUAUCUGUGCCACUGGAGAUUUCUUGGAAGGUCUACCUUACACUCCGUCUUUUGCGGAAUGGACAUCAGAUGGUCACUAA